CACAAAACAUGCCGAAAGCUGUUUCUAGUGCUAAGGCCGGGGCCGAAGGUCCCCGCAGCGCCAUGAAGGGUGGGGAUGCGACUGGCGACCGGCCGAAGGCCAGGUCACUCCAGGCUCUAACUUGGUGAUCCAGUCCUUUUCUCAUCUGAUACACCUAGCCGAAUGAAGCCUGUCCUGCAGUGGAGAGGUACUGACCGAAGUUGUGUGACCUUUUCCUCCAGCAGACACAUCCGACAUGUCAUUUGAGGAGCUGUUGAGAUUACAGAGUCAAGUAGGACCCAAGGCAUACAAACAGUUGGUAGCUGGAAACAGUACUAAAACUCGAAGCCCCAGACAACCUGUGUGCGUCGCCGAUAAGCACCGGCCUCUGGAAAUGUCAGCCAAAGUCCGGGUACCAUUCUUACGUCAGGUGGUCCCCGUCAGUAAAAAGGUCGCCCGAGACCCCCGCUUUGAUGAUCUGUCAGGGGACUAUAACCCUGAAGUGUUUGACAAAACUUACCAGUUCCUGAAUGAUAUUCGAGCCAAGGAGAAACAGCUUGUGAGAAAGCAGUUGAAGAAGCACCGCUCAGGGGAGGAGCACGAGAAGCUGCAGCAGCUGCUUCAGCGGAUGGAGCAGCAAGAGAUGGCCCAGCAGGAGCGCAAGCAGCAGCAGGAGCUGCGCCUGGCCCUGAAGCAGGAGCAGCGGGCUCGGGCCCAGCAGGGCCAUCGGCCGUACUUCCUGAAGAAAUCUGAGCAGCGCCAGCUGGCCCUAGCUGAGAAGUUCAAGGAGCUGAAACGCAGCCAGAAGCUGGAGAGUUUCGUGAGUCGAAAGAGGCGCCGAAAUGCAGGCAAGGACAGGAGGCAUCUCCCUCCGAGCAAGGAGUCGUAAGGAACCAUCCCAGGAGACCUGGAUCUGUGGGAUGAAUCUGGGUUGGCCAGUUCUGGUUCUUUCCUGCUCAAAGGCAAGACAGCUACCACUCAUCUAGGCUGACUCAGAAGACGGGGGUGCUCUCGGACUGCACUAGGGCUGCCCAGCAGCAGGGCCUCAGCCUUCUGUAUCACACCGCCUUUCUGGAAUCUGGUCCGUAAACAUCUGCUGUCUUGUGUUCUCAUCCCAGCCUUGCCUUAAGCCAGUGACUCAAAUGAAGAAGGGUGUGGCCUGUCGUCACGUGAGCUUUCAGAGCAGGGACUUUACCUAAGAGCCACUUUGGAAACAUGCUUGGUAUUCCUUGUUUUAUUC
Grammomys surdaster is the source of this 1219-nucleotide messenger RNA. RefSeq names its product ribosomal RNA processing 36 (gene Rrp36). The transcript is spliced from 7 exons. The record is from RefSeq and is a predicted model, not a curated record. Gene Ontology annotation, cellular component: 90S preribosome; nucleolus. Bases 236 to 868 code for a protein of 210 amino acids. Lineage: Eukaryota; Metazoa; Chordata; Mammalia; Rodentia; Muridae. Gene Ontology annotation, biological process: maturation of SSU-rRNA from tricistronic rRNA transcript (SSU-rRNA, 5.8S rRNA, LSU-rRNA).